Molecule: messenger RNA, 2925 nt
Organism: Ailuropoda melanoleuca (giant panda)
Lineage: Eukaryota; Metazoa; Chordata; Mammalia; Carnivora; Ursidae
Gene: PSTK
Product: phosphoseryl-tRNA kinase
Exons: 6
Coding region: 1675-2751 (358 amino acids)
Molecular function (GO): kinase activity; tRNA binding
Source: RefSeq, a predicted model, not a curated record
GGUGCUGCGCUUCUUCGACAACUUACGAAGUAGUCAUUCAAAGCUAAGGUCCUGGGCAAUGCCUAGGGCUCUGAGGGGCAGAACUGACAGAACUAGGAAGAUGCGGUCAAGCAGUCUCACCCCAAGUUCAAAGCAGAGUGACUGCUCCGGCAUGAAGGUUACUGACAAACCUCCUUGCAUCUGAGGAUCAGAAGGGACAGAAUGAGGACAACGGAGGCUGCACUUAGUUACAGUGCCAUGUGACAACCGAUCUAAAAGCGAUUUAAACCAAGUUUAACAUCCUAAAUAGAAGUGGCGUGUGCCCCUUCAAAUUAUGUGUAUGUGAGGUAAAAUGGGCCGCAAAUGUCUCGAGGAUGGGGUAGAUUUUUGGUCCCAUCUGUUGCCCCCUCUAACUAUUGCAGUGACACCAAAGAUUAGAUCAGUCUGAACAUGGCUACUAGAAUCUAACAGCAAUGAAAGUUUGGGUCCUUUCCCUCUGCAAAGUUCUUAGUAUACUCAGCUUUUUCCUUAAAUCAACUGAGCUGGGAGGGAAAGGAGGUAGAGACACUCAUUGUCAGUAAGCAAGGCUUUUUAACUUCCAAGCAGCUACCUGCUCAGGCUCAAUAAAAACUAGAUUUCUGCCCAAAUUUCUGUAUCUUCAUUGCUGACGCCAUUUAUUUGAGCUUUGGGCACUCUGACUCAGCAGCCACCCCCAUUCUCCCUUUCAGCUGGGGACCUUGGGCUUGCCACCCCACUGGCGCUCAUUCUUGCGCUGGACCAAUGACCAAAUGUCAUGGAAUGAAGAGUAUGCUUAAGUCAUGGCUCACCUUCAAGAGAAAAUGUAUGGGUAGAUGCUCUGAAGUCAAAUUAUAUCAGAUUUAACAUGGCGUUACUGAUUGCAUUUUGCCCCCCUUUGAUUCUAACCUCAUUUGCACACAUUUUGAACACACCACGUUAUGACUAAGAAGUAAUCCCCUUUAAAAUAAGGUGAAAGUUAGAAUCUGAAUUCAACUUCACUACAUCACAACCCCAUACAAGGAAUUUUAUACCUCUCCACAGCUUAGUAAUUUUCUCAACGCUAAAAUACUUUCUGUCCUCUGCAUGAAUGCAUUGGAACGGAGGUCUAGGGAUGUUCCUAUCCUGCCUGUACUUCCUCACACUUGCUGCAACUCAGGGCACAGUACUAAUAAUUGACUUUGCCUCCCACCUAUCGCAUUUAGGAGGGGCAGCGGAGCGCGGGCGACGGACUGCCAACUUCGCCUUAUAUUCUAAUGGCAAUUGACCUUUCAACGACCGCGGGGGGAAGACGGUCAAAGUCUCUUCCGGGAUUUUCCAAGAAUCUCGCCUUAACGAAACCGAGGCGCAAUUUCCCGUGGCUUGCAGUUUCCAGCAGGGAGGAUAAAUCUGACCACUCAAGUCCAACUCUCUGACCCUUUGGGAAAUGUCCAGGAGUUAGGAAACGCAUCGCCGUGGUCUCUCCAGCCUAUUUGCCUCGCCCCACGAAGAGCUGCGCAUCAGCGGUUCCGGCAACCCCGGAGAGAUCUCGGAGAGAGCGGGGCCGCGCACAGUGUGGGGAUUGGAAGACGCUCCCGCCGCUCCUUCCCGGCCCCAGGCGGCGCAGGGGAGUGCGCGUGCGCGCUGGGCGGACGGUUCCGGAGACGACGUUCCCAGCCGCCCUCCGUCUCCCGCGACACCAUGAAGACCGCCGAAGACGACAGAGGAGCGUGCAGCGAGGGGCCCCGGGAGAUAGGCCUUUGCCUUCUCUGCGGCCUGCCGGGAGCAGGAAAAUCGACCUUCGCCCGGGCCCUCAGCCAUCAGCUACGCCUGGAGCGGGGCUGGGCCGUCGGCGUCGUCACCUAUGACGACGUCAUGCCGGACGCGUUCUUGGAGGAGGCGAGCGCGCGGCCAUUGCCAUCCCAGUGGAAGUUGCUUCGACAGGAACUGUUGAAGUACCUAGAAUACUUCUUGAUGGCUGUCAUUAAUGGGUGUCAGAUGUCUGCCCCACCCAACAGGACUGCUGCCAUGUGGGAGGAUUUUAUAAUCUGCUUAAAGAAUCAAGAUUUGGUAUCUUCUGCCUCGCUGGAGACCCAGUCUUGCUACCUCUUAACGAAGACUGCUGUUUCUAGACCUUUGUUGUUGAUUUUAGAUGACAACUUUUAUUAUCAAAGUAUGAGAUACGAAGUCUAUCAACUGGCUCGGAAAUAUUCAUUAGGCUUUUGCCAGCUCUUUUUAGAUUGUUCUCUCGAGACCUGUUUACAGAGGAAUGGCCAGAGACCCCAGGCAGUGCCUGCCGAGACCAUCCACCUGAUGGCAAGAAAGAUAGAAAAGCCCAACCCUGAGAAAAAUGCAUGGGAACACAACAGCCUCACGAUUCAGAGUACACCGUGUUCUUCUGAGGCCAGCCUGAAGGUGACUGAUUUAUUGCUUACUGCUUUGGAAAAUCCAGUAAAAGAUAUUGAGGACAAUGUGGAACAAAAGGAGACAGACAGAAUUAUCUGCUCGACUAACGUUCUGCAUCAGGCUGACCAGACGCUCCGAAGGAUUGUCUCGCAGACGAUGAAGGAAGCAAAAGAUGAACAAGUGGUUCCUUUCAACUUGAAGCUUCUAGCAGAAGAACUCAACAAGCUCAAAGCAGAGUUUUUGGAGGACCUAAGACAUGGAAACAAAAAAUACCUGUGCUCCCAACAAACCAUCCACGUAUCAGAUGUUAUUUCUUUUUUUCAUUAUGAGAAAGAUAACAUUGUCCAGAAAUAUUCUUCAAAGCCGCAUUAAAACUUCUGAACUUCCAAUCAAAUAUCUGAUUUUGGUUAAGAUUUUGCAAACUAAGGGGCGCCUGGGUGGCACAGCGGUUAAGCGUCUGCCUUCAGCUUAGGGCGUGAUCCCGGCGUUAUGGGAUCGAGCCCCACAUCAGGCUCCUCUGCUAUGAGCCUGCUUCUCCCCCUCCCA